Messenger RNA from Danaus plexippus (monarch butterfly), 1184 nucleotides. RefSeq names its product transcription elongation factor S-II (gene TfIIS). Bases 101 to 979 code for a protein of 292 amino acids. Gene Ontology annotation, cellular component: nucleus. Gene Ontology annotation, biological process: transcription elongation by RNA polymerase II; DNA-templated transcription. Gene Ontology annotation, molecular function: zinc ion binding; nucleic acid binding. NCBI's taxonomy places the organism in Eukaryota, Metazoa, Arthropoda, Insecta, Lepidoptera, Nymphalidae. The record is from RefSeq and is a predicted model, not a curated record. The transcript is spliced from 2 exons.
UAGUCUAUGAUUGCAUAGUAUGGUGGUCGAUUUACCAAUAUUUUUCCCAAUUUGUUAGUCCAAAUAGGCGGGAAGUUCUUGUUGUCAUCUAUAAUAAAAAAUGAGUGUCGAAGAAGAUGUAAUGAAAAUACAAAAAAAAUUAACUAAGAUGACAUCAGAUGAUGGCACGGGACAAGAGGAAGCUUUGGAGCUAUUAAAAGCACUUCAAACUAUGGCCAUCAAUUUGGACGUGCUCACAAAAACCAGGAUAGGUAUGACUGUAAAUGCUCUCCGUAAGUCCAGUAAGGAUGAAGAAGUUAUAUCUCUUUGUAAGACUUUGAUAAAGAAUUGGAAAAAAUUUUUGUCAACACCGACAACACCAUCCAAGGAUUCCGGCAGCUCUUCUAAACCAAAGAAAGAUUCUAAUAAGGACAAAGACAAAAAAGAGGAAAGGGAGAAAGACAAAAAAUUGCCAGCGUCAUUUCCUCCACAGUCAAACACAACCGAUGCUGUGAGACUUAAAUGUAGGGAGCUCCUUACACAAGCCCUCAAAAUUGAUGGUGAAAACCCAAAUGCUUGCGCCACUCCAGAAGAACUGGCAGAGGAUUUGGAGGAAUGCAUUUAUGCAGAGUUUAAGAAUACAGAUAUGCGCUACAAGAACAGGGUCCGUUCAAGGGUAGCUAAUUUGAAAGAUCCAAAGAAUCCAACAUUAAGGACCAACUUCUUAAAUGGUGUAAUUAACGCUGCCCGCCUUGCCAAAAUGACACCAGAAGAAAUGGCAAGUGAUGAAAUGAAAAAGUUAAGAGAGAAAUUCAUCAAAGAAGCCAUUGACGAUGCACAACUGGCUACUGUACAAGGUACUAAAACAGAGAUGCUUAAGUGUGGAAAAUGCAAGAAGAAGAAUUGCACUUACAACCAGCUUCAAACAAGAAGUUCCGAUGAACCCAUGACUACAUUUGUACUCUGCAAUGAAUGUGGAAAUCGUUGGAAGUUCUGUUAAGACUGCUUUUAUUUAACUUAGAAAAUUAGUGUAUCUUUUAUGAUCUGAUACACAGGUGUAUCAAAUAAAAUAUACUUCACUUUUAAUAUGAAUUAUGUUUUCCUAUUUGAAUCCAUUGACCAUACUACUAUAUAUGACAAUGGAAUCGUGUCUAGUAGUUAAGGGAACCUUAGUUUUAACAAUAAUAAAUAAUCUGCUUAAGUCA